Messenger RNA from Myxocyprinus asiaticus (Chinese sucker), 2413 nucleotides. Its product is annotated as BTB/POZ domain-containing protein 17-like. NCBI's taxonomy places the organism in Eukaryota, Metazoa, Chordata, Actinopteri, Cypriniformes, Catostomidae. Gene Ontology annotation, molecular function: protein binding. The transcript has 3 exons. The record is from RefSeq and is a predicted model, not a curated record. The coding region runs from base 179 to 1645 and encodes 488 amino acids.
AUGCCAUAUAAAGUGGUCCGACAGAGCAUCCAUCAUCCACUGAAGAGGAGGAGCAGCAGGAAACAGAAUAAAGACAAUUCAUUUAAGGAAGAGUAGAGGGUAGAAAGAGAUAAAAAAAAAAAAAAAAAGAAGGAAAAUACAGAGAAGAGUCCACUAUCAGACUAUCAGACGAGGAAAGAUGGAUUAUUUGUUGGAGAAUGGGCUGCUUGCUCAGGUCUACCUGCCGUUCUUGCUGUUGGCCGGCUGGUCCCAUGUGCAACCUGUUCAUGGAGGUUUGAGGGCAGAGGGACUGUCAGAGGGCACCACAGAAGUGAUAAGUCACUCACAUGGGCUGGUGGCACGGCUCGAGGGUCUUCUGAUGCUGGGAUAUAACAGUGACAUUUCCCUACGUGUGGAAACAGUGGAUGCAGAUGAGGUCAAGGUGAUCCAGGCCCACACACUGGUUCUGUCGCUGCAGAGCAGAGUGUUUGAUGAGAUGCUGAGAAAGCGUAAUGGCAGCACGCUAGUGCUGCGCGAGAUGGCAGAACGCACUGCUGUGUUCGAUAAAUUUAUCAGAUAUUUAUAUUGUGGUGAGCUCUCCCUGCAGUUGGACCAGGCAACACCACUGCACAACCUCGCCACCAAGUACGGCAUUUCUAGCCUCCAACAAGGACUAACCCAGUACAUGAGCCACAACCUGGCCAGCGUUUCUCUGAGUGCAGGUCAUGUGGUGGGUUGGUACCAUUAUGCGACAACAGUUGGAGACAUGGUGCUGAGAGACAACUGCCUUCAGUUUUUGUCAUGGAAUCUGUCAUCUGUGCUUCAGAGUGCUGAAUGGCCAUCUGCUAGUGUGGAACUACUAAUGACCCUGUUGCAGCGCUCUGACCUAGUACUGAAGAGCGAGCUGGAGCUGUUCGAGGCUCUUGAAAUCUGGCUCACCCAGAAUAACCCAGAGAGCCUGACAGCCGAGAACGCCCUUCGCCUAGUACGCUAUGCUAUGAUCCCUCCGCACGAACUUUUUCACCUGCAACGAAAUUCAGCGAUUAUGAAAUACUACCAUGAAUCAGUACGUGAUCUACUCUACAUGUCAUACCAAUUCCACUCGGCUUCUCCCCUUCAGCUGGCCAAGUUCUUCGAUGUGAACUGCAGUCUAUUUGUACCACGCAACUACCUCUCGCCCAUGUGGGGGUCUCAAUGGAUCAUUAGCAACCCAGCACGGGAUGACCGCAGCACCAGUUUCCAGACCCAGUUGGGUCCCAGUGGUUUUGACUCGAGUAAACGGGUGACUUGGAACGCCCUGUUCUCACCCCGUUGGCUCCCGCUCAGCCUGCGGCCCUUGUACACCGAGCAGGGUGCCAUGCAGCCACCACGACCAGAUGGAGGAAGUGGCGUUGGCCGCCCUCAUAUUAUCAUAACGCCUGCUACUUCCAGCGUAGAUUUUGCAGGCGUGAGCUUCCAAAAGACUGUACUCAUCUCAACAAAGCAGCAGGGCAAACUCGUGGUGCGACAUGUAUUCAGCUUCCACCAAAGCACAGAGGAGGUGUGCGACUUCCUGGUUGAUGGGGACCUGCAGCAUCGCACAUCUGAGCACCUGGUGGAUGGAUCACUGUUCUUGCACAUCAUUGUAAAGCCUAUCUACCAGACUCUCAUAGCAACCAAGCAAUAAUGUAAAAGACAAUCAAGUGGGAAGACAGACAAAUCAUAAUUUUAGAAGGUCUAUGCAGGGAAGAAAGUUCUUAUGAAAGGUCUGUUUAGGUCUAAUGUGAAUAAGGCUACUAAAGUGCCAUCUCCACUCUCCUUACACUCAAACUACAUCUUAGCCUACUUUUAAAAUGUAUGCAUUUCAAUUUCAUUUCAAAAUUCCAUAAAAUUGAAUUGUGUAAUUUUCAACUAAAUUAAAUUAAUAAAACUUAAAAUAUUUCGUGGUUUUAUUUUACUAAAGAUUACUCAAUUUGAUGGAAUUUUGUUAUGGGGAUAAUGAUUUUGUGAUUGGUUACACUUUAAGACAAGGUUGUAACAUUACAACUAAUAUUAUUUUGCAUUUUGCACACACACACACACGUUGGUGCAGUUAUCAUAGACAUAAUGAUUUUUAUACUGUACAAACUAUAGAUUCUAUCCCCUAACCCUAUCCCUACCCCUAAACCUAACCCUCACAAAAAACUUUCUGCAUAUUUACAUUUUCAGUAAAACAUCGUUUAGUAUGUUUUUUAAGUGAUUUGAAUUAUGGGGACAUUAGAAAUGUCCUCAUAAACCACAUUUAUAGCAUAAUACCCUUGUAAUUACCAGUUUGUAACCUAAAAGAAAGUCCUCGUAAACCACUUAAACCUGCCCACACACACACACACACACAUUCACUUAUAGUUCAUAUAUUUGAGCAUAUACGUAAUUUCCACAUAUAUUUUAGCAUAUAUGUAUAUUCAAAUUCCAUGAA